AUGAAACGAAACACGGUUGCAAAAUCUCCAAUAUUAUCUCGACAAAAUGAUGUCAAUCACACUUAUCCGGGGGAUCCAGGGCUUCACGCUCAAGCUUUUCAACAGCAACUCCUUCAAUUGAAAAAGCAACAACAAUUACAACAGCAAAUUUUAUUGCAACACUAUCAGACGCAACAGCAACAAUUAGCGGAACAACAUGAACAACAGUUACGACAUCACUUGAAGGAAUUUCGAGAGCAACAGAAAGCUCUAGAAGAACAAAAGGAAAGAAGGGAAAAGGAAAAAUUGGAAGCUUUAAAAAGAAAAGACAAGCAUGAACAAAGUGCCGUCGCUAGCAGUGAAGUUAAACAAAGAUUACAGGGAUUUCUUCUUAAUAAAAAACAACGAGAAGCAGCAGCGAACGGAACGUCGGGUCCUUUACCAGGUUCCGCUAGCUUUAACAGGAGCCAACAAUGGGGUGAACCUCCCAGUUCAACACCGUCAGGAGCAGGAGCACCUCAUCCCUACCACCUUAACCAUCUCGUGGCAGCCAAAUACGAUGAAGAUUUUCCGCUUAGAAAGACAGCCUCGGAGCCGAAUCUGCUCAAAGUGAGGCUAAAGCAACGGGUAAUUGAAAGGAGAGCCUCACCAAUGGCCAGAAGAAAUCAAAGGUUGAUAUCGACACUCAAGAAAAAAUCUGUACUUGUUAAUGCCGCCAAUAACAGUACGGAAACGACUUCUUCUAAUUCUCCUCCUGUUGUGACCAAUUUAAGAACGUCUCCUUCGGCAGCAGGGAGUACUCCUAUCAGAGAGGAACCCGAGUCUCCUACUUACGGCCAAUUAAGUAAUUCAUCUCAACAAGGCUCCAUGUCUGAUUUAUCACUGUACAGCAGUCCGUCCAUGCCUAAUAUAUCGCUAGGACGUCCCCCCUCAUCUCAUAAUUCCGGACACGAAAAUAAAUUAGCAUCCGUUUCCGAAGCAGAAGUUCGUGCUGCUUUUACAGCAAGAUUAGGAAUGCCUUUAACUGGACAAAUGCUCCCCGGAACGCUUCCGUUCUAUCCUACUUUGCCUGCUAUUGACAGUGAACCUACUGAUAGCGCUGCCGUUCAUAAGCAAAUGGAAACAUUAGAACAAUCUGGAAAUCCUACAGUUUCCGGGUAUCAGCAAAUGACCGACAGUCAAGUUGCUCACGCUCGUCUUACUAAACACGGUCAUAGACCUUUAGGAAGAACUCAAUCUGCACCCUUACCCUUGGGUCAUCCAAUGUUGGCAUCUCAUAAUGUUCUCACCAUUCCUCAACGUUAUGAAGAUCAAAGAACUCAACAUAAUUUGCUUAAACAACAAAUCCGUCAAACAGUUUUAACGCGAGCCGGAAGACAAUUGGAAGACCAACCGGAAGUGGUUGAUGAAACGGCUGAAGUUAUCGAUCUCACAGAUCAGAGAUUAGAAGUUGAUGAAGAUCAAAACGAGUGCGAAAUGUCUCGGCAGCAAAAAGAUAGAGAACAAUUUUUGCAACAGCAAAGAGAUUUAAUGAUGAGACAUAAUCUGCAAGCGAACGAAGGAUCAACUUUUGUUCCGAGAAAUACUUCUUACGUUGCUCGACCUUUAUCUAGAGCACUUUCCAGCCCAUUAGUCGCUUUGGGAGGUUCAGACAUUCCUUUAUCGCCAGUAAACUGUCAUUCUUCUCACGUACCUAAAUUAAAUAGCAGUGUUCAUUGUAUUACAACGGGUUUAGCUUUUGACAAUCUCAUGUUGAAGCAUGCUUGUGUUUGCGGGGACAAUUCUUCUCAUCCCGAACACGGUGGUAGAUUGCAAAGCGUUUGGGCGAGAUUACUCGAAACAGGUUUAGUCGCUAGAUGUGAUAGGCUUAGAGCCAGGAAAGCAACGAUAGAAGAAAUUCAAAGUUGUCAUAGCGAAGCUCACGCUUUGCUUUUUGGUACAAAUCCUUUAAAUAGACAGAAAUUAGAUAUAAAUAAAAUAGCUGCUUUGCCAAUCAAGUGUUUCGUUCGACUCCCUUGCGGUGGAGUCGGUGUAGAUUCGGAUACAACGUGGAAUGAAUUGCAUACAGCACCUGCUGCCAGAAUGGCUGUUGGCUGCGUCGUGGAUUUGGCAAUGAAGACUGCAAUGGGAGAUAUGAAAAAUGGAUUUGCUGUCGUUAGACCUCCCGGUCAUCAUGCAGAAAAUUCUCAAGCCAUGGGAUUUUGCUUUUUCAAUUCUGUCGCAAUAGCAGCAAAACUUUUACAGCAAAGACUAAGAGUUAGAAAAAUAUUAAUUUUUGAUUGGGACGUACAUCACGGAAACGGAACUCAACAAAUGUUUUACGACGACCCUCACGUUUUAUAUUUAUCCGUACAUCGACACGAUGACGGGAAUUUUUUCCCCGGAACUGGGGGUCCUACCGAAUGUGGAACAGGAGAGGGUCUCGGUUACAACGUCAACAUUGCUUUUUCCGGUGGUUUGCAACCACCCAUGGGAGAUGCGGAAUAUUUGGCAGCUUUUAGAACUAUCGUCAUGCCGAUUGCAAAAAAAUUUGAUCCUGAUAUUGUUUUGGUAUCGGCGGGUUUCGAUGCUGCCGCCGGUCAUCCGCCACCUCUUGGAGGUUAUAAAGUCUCGGCGUCUUGUUUUGGUCACAUGACCCAAGAAUUGUUAAAUUUAGCCGAUGGAAAAGUCGUUUUGGCUUUGGAAGGAGGGUAUGAUCUGCCAUCUAUUUGUGAUGCCGCUCAGGAAUGUGUGAGAGCUUUAUUGGGUGAUGAUCCCACCCCCAUUUCCGAAGAAGAACUAACUAGACCACCUUGUCAGGCUGCUGUUGAUACGAUGCAAAAAACUAUAGCCAUACAAUUGACGCAUUGGCCAUGUUUGAAAAAAUUGGCGCACACGGUCGGAUUGCCUUAUGCCGAAAAGGAAAAAGAAGAUAGUGACACGAUCACGCGCAUGGCCGGUUUAUCGAUGCAACAAAAUCAAUAUUUGCAAUCUCCAGAGCGCACUCAUCGUGAUUCUGAAGAACCCAUGGAAGAAGAUGAGGGUAAAUGA
Molecule: messenger RNA, 3009 nt
Organism: Pediculus humanus corporis (human body louse)
Lineage: Eukaryota; Metazoa; Arthropoda; Insecta; Psocodea; Pediculidae
Product: histone deacetylase 7A, putative
Exons: 16
Coding region: 1-3009 (1002 amino acids)
Biological process (GO): chromatin organization; negative regulation of transcription by RNA polymerase II
Cellular component (GO): histone deacetylase complex
Molecular function (GO): histone deacetylase activity
Source: RefSeq, a predicted model, not a curated record